GAAAGAAACAAGUUGCUCGUUUCGCUCGAAACACCUUUGGCAACAUUGCUAUAAACAUAAACAAUUUAUAGAAAAUUGGCUGCGACAAUUUACAUAAACACCUACACACUCACCUACAUGUUACACUUACAUGUGAAGUGAAUCUAAUAACGUUUCAGCAAAAAUAAUUGCGAGUAUUUACGCGUUUGAGCUAAUAAAAGUAAUUAAAUUGGAGAGUUUUGGAAAAUUUUCAAAAUCGCGCGCUAAAAACGUGUUAUCACUUGUUUUUAAUAUGCAAUUCGGUGCACGUACUUCAGCUGGGCCCCAAUUACAACUAUUUACAUAUGUAAAUUAAUUGUUAAGUUUAAUCAAUUUAACCUUUUGUAAAACAACAACAGACACACGUGUAGAAUUAUCGAUUGCUGCUGCACAUCAAAAGUGUUCAUAACAUUUUGUGUUUGUGUGCAUGAGUGCGCGUCCAUGUGUGUGUGCUUUUGAUCCUUGUGCGCAGCUUGAACACAGCUUCUAAUCGGAGAAAAACUCGGUUUUUCAUUUUAUACAUAUUUUUUGUAAAACUUCAUAGUUGCUUAAGUUACAAAAAAAAAAAAAAAAAAAUACGCACACACAAAAUGACGCGGCCAAAAGAGGACUCAAAAUUUAAAGCAUUCCUGCGGGAGAACUCGCUGACGAUGCUCACUGUGACUGGUGUGUUUCUGGGCGGUUUGAUUGGUUUCAUCAUUAAAAACAGCACAGGCGAGUGGACGAAGCGUGAGAUUAUGUACAUAUCCUUCCCCGGAGAACUCUUCUUACGCAUGCUGAAAUGUCUGAUUGUGCCACUAUUGGUUUCAUCCAUAACGAGCGCCAUCGGCGGGCUCGAUCUCAGUAUGUCGGGGAAGAUUGCCAUACGAGCCAAUGCUUAUUAUUUCGUCACAACCAUUUCGGCGGUGGUUUUGGGUAUUUGCCUAGUCACAACAAUACGACCCGGCCAGGGUGCAAAGAUCGUUGAAGUACGCACCGAAUCCGUAGAUAAAGCAUCUAAAGUGCUAACGCCCGAUACGCUUAUGGAUUUAGUGAGAAAUAUGUUUACGGAUAACAUCAUUCAAUCAACAAUGUUUCAGUAUCGCACGGAGAUCUUCGAAAACACGAGUUUAAGUCAACCCGUUCCCAUGGAAGAGUGGGACUUCAAGUCGGCGCAACGCGAAGGCUCCAACGUGCUUGGCUUGGUUAUGUUUAGCGUCAUUUUGGGAACUACAAUCGGACGCAUGCGAGAGAAGGGCCAACUGUUACAAGAUUUUUUUACCGCACUUAGCGAAGCCAUGAUGACGAUAACGUCCUGGGUCAUUUGGAUUUCACCACUCGGUGUAGGUUUUUUGAUAGCUGCCAAAAUUAUUGAAAUGGACUCCAUUGCUGCAACGAUACAGUCUUUGGGUUGGUACUUUAUAACAGUAAUGCUGGGUCUCUUCCUGCACGGCUUCGGUACCAUAGCUGUGAUAUUCUUUUUGGCUACGGGUACGCUACCUUAUCGCUACAUUGCUAAAUUGAGUCAAGUCUUAGCCACUGCCUUCGGUACCGGCUCCAGUUCGGCAACCAUGCCACUUACAAUCAAAUGUCUCGACGGCAUUGGCAUUGAUCCGCGUGUAACACGUUUCGUCAUUCCCGUUGGCGCUACCAUCAACAUGGACGGCACAGCUUUGUAUGAGGCGGUGGCAGCGCUUUUUAUUGCCCAGUAUCGUGAGAUGAGCUAUUCCUUUGGCAAUAUUGUUGCGGUCAGUAUUACGGCUACGGCUGCGUCGAUAGGUGCAGCUGGUAUACCACAGGCAGGUCUUGUGACUAUGGUGAUGGUAUUGGAUACGGUGGGAUUGGAACCGAAGGAUGUCUCACUGAUCAUCGCUGUCGAUUGGUUGCUAGAUCGCUUCCGUACCACCAUCAAUGUUAUGUGUGAUGCAUUGGGCACCAUACUGGUCAAUCAUCUGUCGAGAAAAGAUUUGCAAAGCGUUGAUCGGUUGAAUGCCGAACCCCAUGAGCUCCUCGAACUCGGUGCAAAUGGACAUGAAACGAAAGAAUGAAGACGAACCCUGCCUACCCCUCCCCGCAUAAAACCGAAGCCUAAACAGGCACACGACACACACCGUUGAAUGUUGCUGCAAAAUGCGAGCCAUUUUGGCGUGUGAUUGUAACGGUGUGUGUGUGUGUGUGUGUAUGUGCAAAGCAAUGAUGUGACGCUGCUGUACAUAUAGCCAACGGAGCUUCUGCCUGUCUCAACACAAAUUCUAAACAUUUGUGCUUCCAAAGUACAAGUACACCGAAUUUAUUUAUAUGUAUGAAAAUAUACGAUUUUUUUAAACCACAAAAGGAGGAACAUGCAAGCAUGUUUGAAUUGAGCUAGGAAAAGUCACAAGGUAUGCAAAUAUUGGAUAUUUUACAUAAGUAGGAUUUGUAAAUAAAAAGCGAUUAAAAGUGUUUUUUUUUAUUUGUCUAAAAAGUAUAUACAAGUUAUUGAACGAAAAAAUUAUUUAAAACCAAAUUUAUAAAAAUUAAUUUAAUUAAAUUUAGUACAAAAUUGGUGAAAUAAAAACAACUUUAAAUUAAUCAGAAUUUAUUUUAACAUACAUGAAAUCUAGAAAAGCUAAAAACAACCAAAAUUUCAAACAGCAAUAGAACUAUGCAGAUGCCUAGAAUUAGGAGAUUUAGAAUAUUGUUAAAUAUUGACGUAUGAAUAA
Molecule: messenger RNA, 2699 nt
Organism: Anastrepha obliqua
Lineage: Eukaryota; Metazoa; Arthropoda; Insecta; Diptera; Tephritidae
Gene: Eaat1
Product: excitatory amino acid transporter 1
Exons: 11
Coding region: 609-2045 (478 amino acids)
Biological process (GO): L-glutamate transmembrane transport
Cellular component (GO): plasma membrane
Molecular function (GO): L-glutamate transmembrane transporter activity; glutamate:sodium symporter activity; neutral L-amino acid transmembrane transporter activity
Source: RefSeq, a predicted model, not a curated record